UUUCGAGGUCACUAACAAUGGCAGCUUCUUUGCACACAAAGAAAAUUAAAGAAGCAAGCCCUAUCAUUUGUAGAACUCUCACUACAACAACAAGAAGGAAAGCUACUAUGUCAUCAAACCUUUCAAUAUCAUACUUCAAACCGAAGAUAAGGAUCAAAGUUCCCAAGUUGAUAGCCAAAAUCAUGCAAAAAAGGUGUCGUCAGUGCAUAGAUGAUCACAGCAAGAACAAGAAGAAAUGGGCUAAACAAGUUGGCUCAGUCUUCUCGGGUGUCAUGCGUAAAAGGAAAUCAGUAGAUGCAUGCUCUUCCAAUGACAGAAAUGAAGAACUUUACAGAAAAACAGCUAUGAACAAGGUGGGAUCAGAGACACUGAAGUCUGAAAAAGAUACCACUGAAGGAAUGCAGAAGCGGAAUGGUAAGGUAAAAAGCUCAAUUCAGCCAAGAGUGGCCAAUAAACUACCCACGAAAAAGUUUUUGUCUUUCACUAGUUUUUUUAAUAGGAAGAAUAGAAAGAAUUUCAUCAAAGGCAAUAUCAACAAGGAAAAUGAUAGCUGUAGCAUCUGUGAUGGGUGUAGUACACCUAAUUUUAGAACAGUUGGUGGUGUUACCACAAGUUUCAGACUGAUUGGAAAGCAGGGAAGUUCAGGCCACUUGAUUAGAGUUAGAUCAAAAAUACUUACCACUCGGAAAAAGUUGAGGGUGGCAAGGUCCUUGAGAAAGAAAAUGAACAAGCAAUUCGAACGAGGUUCAGAAGAAGAAAAUGAUGGCAAAGAUAAAGAAGAGAAGGGAGAGUUGGAACUAUGCAAGAAGAGGAUUCUAAUGGGAGAGAAGUGCAGACCUCUUGGUUUUUCUGGCACCCUUCAGUAUGAUAAAGAUGGCAUUUUGUUACCAGAGGUCCUUGGUGAGGAUUAUAGGGGAAGUUCCUAGUUCUUUGGUUAGGAACUGAAAGUUCAUUUCAUUUAAUCUUUGUUUAUGCCAGGAUUAGCAAAGUUUAGCUGAGUCCAAGUAGGUAAUAUAUUUGAAGAAUGUUCAAUGGUUAUGUUUUCACAAAAAAAAAAAAAUCAUGUCGUAGCUUUCCUA
Molecule: messenger RNA, 1079 nt
Organism: Quercus lobata
Lineage: Eukaryota; Viridiplantae; Streptophyta; Magnoliopsida; Fagales; Fagaceae
Exons: 1
Coding region: 18-926 (302 amino acids)
Source: RefSeq, a predicted model, not a curated record